AUGCGUUUCCGUCUCGGCACUGUGGGCCACGGCGAUGAGCUUCUGCCCACCCACCGGAUGGGGACGUACGGCGUCGCCACGUUGCUCGACUUCCUGCCCUGCAGCUUCAUGGCGCUGAUCACGAUUUUCGGCAGUCAACUGGGCGUCUUCAUGUUCUGGGGACCCAUCUACCACUAUUCCAUCGCCUCACUGUUCUUUGCCAACUACAUCAUGUGCCAAAUGCUCGGCAACAUUUGGGGCGUGGUGAAGUAUCGGAAUCGGAACUGCGCCCAGUACCAGCUGUGUCGGCUCGGCAUCUCGUCGGCUGUGGAAUCGGCGCACUCGAAUCCAUCGGUCAACUGCUCGGGGGUCAAGAUCGAGAAAUGGAAGUGGUGUGAGAAGUGUAGCCUAAACAUGCCCGUCCGCGCCAACCAUUGCCGAUAUUGCAAGAAAUGCGUGCUACGCCAGGAGAACCAUUUCUUUGCCUUCGGCUGCUGCAUCGCCGUCGGCAAUACGCGCUUCUUCUUCCUCUACUUCCUUUGGGCGCUCACCUAUGGCGCGUGGGGUGUUGCGACGUGCGCCCUCUUCGUCGUGCGCGUCGUUGACUCAGAGGACCCACUGUACGGGCAAUACAUCGCGCCGAUGCUCGAGCUGAUGCGGAUGCGGCUCGAAAGUGGUGAAGCUGAUGUGAAGAGCUGGGUUGGCUGGGUGAUGACUUUCUACUUCUCCACGGCCGUCGUCCGCAUUUUGGCUUUAAUUUCGCUGAUCUUCUUCAUCAUAGCGGCCCUCAGCGUGGGCGCCGCCUACACCACUGAAAUUCUGUGGCAAGCCUGGAUCGGUAUGGGAUAUGACGAAGAGCGGGACGACAAAGCGGCCGGCAUCCGCGGCGACGCCCAGGACACCAGCUUUAUGCAGCGCCUCAACUUUCUGCUCGGCCCUCACGUGUUGAUGUGGAUUCUCAUCCCGCCACCGCUUCUCAUCCGUUUCGGGCUUGUCAAGGCGGAAAUCACCUGGGACCAGGCCCACCGCGAGUCGCUGAUCGACCGCCCGCUAAAAGAUGUGGCCAGCCGGGACCAGCACUUCUCCUACAAC
Mesorhabditis spiculigera is the source of this 1071-nucleotide messenger RNA. NCBI's taxonomy places the organism in Eukaryota, Metazoa, Nematoda, Chromadorea, Rhabditida, Rhabditidae. The record is from the annotation of a GenBank genome assembly.